AUGAAUCUCGUUUCAAAGCCCACAGAAAAUCAAUUCAAUUCUCGUCAAGAUGUACUUCCUUUAACAUUCAGAUUAUUUCCCCAACGUAGUGAUUCUGUCGAUAAUCGUGCACCACCCUCCAAUAACGGUUUACAACGCCAUUUAUCUCAACAAGACAUCGUCAAUCCUCCCGAUAGUGAAAUUCUCGAUUUUCAAACCAUUCCAACGUCACCAUUUCGUUUAUUUGGUUCAACAACAUCUGUAUCGAAUUCCAAUCCAGUAAAAAAGCACUCAGCAACGGAUAAAGUACGACGAAAGCGAGCGCCCAAAACCGAUGAUAAUUCUGACGGACAAAAAGUAAAACGACGUAAAAGUGAUAUGAAUAUGAGCCAAUCCAAACAACAACAAACAGAACCUGUAGUAUCUACGAUGUUACUACAAUCAUCUGCGGAGAAGAAAUAUUCUACUGAGACAAACAAAAAUGUUGCGAAUUAUCGCGAAAUUGGAUUCUCUCCUGCCUCGUCUGCACAAAGUGAUUCGUGUUCUAAUUCAAAUCAUACAUCCGAAUCAUCGAGUAUAUCAACAGUCAAUUCCAAACUAACUCAGACUGAAAUCACGGGAUCGAUAAAUUCUGCAUCCAGCGAACUUGAUGCCAAGAACAGUCAAAUACAAAGUUUAACUAGAGAACGAGAUGAGUUACGUCGACAAAUAGCCGAAACGAAAAAAGAUUUCGACAAACAAAGUAAUAUCCUGCAAAAAUGCCUGGCUGUGAAUAAAAAAUUACUCGUCGAAAAGUCAACAUUAGAACGCAAACAAGCACGACAAAAAUGUAUGGAGAAUCGAUUACGAUUAGGUCAAUUUGUGACACAACGACAAGGCGCAACAUUUGUAGAAAAUUGGACAGACGGUUCCGCAUUUACUGAUAUUACUAAACAGCAAGAAAUGCUACAACGAGCGCGAGAAGAACUCGACCGUGAACGGCGUAAUCUACUACGUCGCCGACCGAAUUGUGAAGUGAAAGAGAAACCGCCGAAAACACCGAAUUCCAAAUCCAGAACGAAGGAUCGCACGGGUGGAUUUGUACCUCAAGAUGAAAGUAGCAAUGACGAUAUGAAGACAAGCAAUGAUGCAAAUAAAGCGUUAUUAGUCAGUGAUUGGAAUGAAUCAGAUGAAAUCCUACGUUUGCGUCAAGCAUCGCUGAAGAAAGAAGAGAUGGAUCUUCAAAUAGAAUAUGAAAAACUCGAAAGAGAGCGAAAUUUGCAUAUACGCGAAUUGAAACGUAUCUACAAUGAAGAUCAUUCCAGAUUCCAAGAUCAUCCUGUGCUCAAUGAGCGAUAUCUACUAUUAACAUUGAUUGGAAAAGGUGGUUUCAGUGAAGUUCAUAAAGCAUUCUGCUUGAAAGAACAACGAUAUGUUGCAGUUAAAGUUCAUCAACUCAACAAAGAAUGGAAAGAAGAAAAGAAAGCGAAUUACAUCAAACAUGCAUUGCGUGAAUGUGAUAUACUCAAAACACUUGACCAUCCUCGAAUUGUUCGCUUGUACGAUGUAUUCGAAAUUGAUAGCGAUUCAUUCUGUACUGUCCUUGAAUAUAUCGAAGGCAAUGACAUUGAUUUCUUCUUAAAACAACAUAAAUAUAUUCCAGAGAAAGAAGCUCGAUCAGUCGUUAUGCAAACUGUCAGCGCGCUAAGAUAUUUGAACAAUGGCAUCAAACCACCUGUGAUUCAUUUCGAUCUUAAACCGGCGAAUAUCUUAUUGGGCACUGCUACCAGUAGCGGAGAAAUCAAAAUCACAGAUUUCGGCUUAAGUAAACAGAUGUGCGAAGACACCUAUGAUCCUGAACACGGCAUGGAUUUAACUUCGCAAGGUGCAGGAACCUAUUGGUAUCUUCCGCCCGAAGUGUUUGUUCAAGGACCGAACCCUCCAAAAAUCUCUUCAAAAGUCGAUGUAUGGAGUUUAGGUUGUAUUUUUUUCCAGUGUUUAUACGGACGAAAACCUUAUGGACAUAAUCAAUCCCAAGCUGCAAUAUUAGAAAAUCAAACAAUACUAAAAGCCAAAGAAGUCGAAUUUCCAGCCAAACCAAUCGUAUCCGAUGGAGCAAAAACAUUCAUCAGACGUUGUUUAACGUACAAUGUCCGCGAUCGGCCAGAUGUAAAUCAAUUGAGUGAUGAUGAAUAUCUUCGUUCAUAUCCGAAACGUUCGACAACAAGUGCAUCAGCUCGAACAGCUCAACUAUCCAUGAAUGACAGUUCGAACUGA
Adineta ricciae is the source of this 2235-nucleotide messenger RNA. NCBI's taxonomy places the organism in Eukaryota, Metazoa, Rotifera, Eurotatoria, Adinetida, Adinetidae. The record is from the annotation of a GenBank genome assembly.